GCGCACAGGCCGCGGAGGAGGGGCGGCGCGAACCAUGGCCGGGGACAGCGAGCAGACCCUACAGAACCACCAGCAGCCCAACGGCGGCGAGCCCUUCCUCAUCGGCGUCAGCGGGGGCACGGCCAGCGGAAAGUCCUCCGUGUGCGCGAAGAUCGUGCAGCUCCUGGGCCAGAACGAGGUGGACUACCGCCAGAAGCAGGUGGUCAUCCUCAGCCAGGACAGCUUCUACCGCGUCCUCACCUCGGAGCAGAAGGCCAAGGCCCUGAAGGGCCAGUUCAACUUCGAUCACCCGGAUGCCUUUGACAAUGAGCUCAUCCUCAAAACCCUCAGAGAGAUCACCGAGGGAAAGACUGUGCAGAUCCCGGUGUACGACUUCGUCUCCCAUUCCCGGAAGGAGGAGACGGUCACCGUCUACCCCGCGGACGUGGUGCUCUUCGAAGGCAUCUUGGCCUUCUACUCCCAGGAGGUGCGGGACCUGUUCCAGAUGAAGCUCUUCGUGGACACGGACGCGGACACCCGGCUCUCCCGCAGAGUGUUAAGAGACAUCAGCGAAAGAGGGCGGGACCUGGAGCAGAUUCUGUCCCAGUACAUCACCUUCGUCAAGCCCGCCUUCGAGGAAUUCUGCUUGCCGACCAAGAAGUACGCGGACGUGAUCAUCCCUAGAGGCGUAGACAAUCUCGUGGCCAUCAACCUCAUUGUGCAGCACAUCCAGGACAUCCUGAAUGGAGGGCUGUCCAAGCGGCAGACCAACGGCUGUCUCAACGGCUACACCCCGGCCCGCAAGCGGCAGGCCUCGGAGUCCAGCAGCCGGCCGCAUUGACCCCGUCCCCCCGGGGCCCCGGCCCUGCUCCGGGAGACGGGAGGCGGCGGUGGGGGCCUUAGUCAUCUGUGCAUAUGGUUUCCUGUGACUCUGCUUAUUUAAAACAACAACACGGAGAAGAAAUGCCUUUGACCUUGAAACAGAACUUGAUCCCGAGCUUGCGUGACAAACUGUGCCAACUACUACUGGUUAUUGAUGCCCGAUAACGAAGCCAACUUGUAAUCAGCUAUAAAUACAUAUACAUAUAAAAGGAUCUAUUUUUGUGUAAAUGUACAAACGCUGUAAAGCUGUUUGCCGUAAGUAUUUUGCAGGACGGCCUGUGUGGAUGUUUGGGGACCGGAGCUGGCGUCGGGGUCCCAGGCAGCCCCUGGGAGGCAGGGAGCGCCGCAGGCUCGCGCCCGCACGCCGCCUGUCUGCGGAACGGCCCUGCUGCUGGAGCUGAACGAUACGGC
Pteronotus mesoamericanus is the source of this 1272-nucleotide messenger RNA. It is a transcript of the gene UCK2, whose product is annotated as uridine-cytidine kinase 2. Bases 35 to 820 code for a protein of 261 amino acids. Lineage: Eukaryota; Metazoa; Chordata; Mammalia; Chiroptera; Mormoopidae. Gene Ontology annotation, molecular function: ribosylnicotinamide kinase activity; ATP binding. The transcript is spliced from 7 exons. Gene Ontology annotation, cellular component: cytoplasm. The record is from RefSeq and is a predicted model, not a curated record.